Messenger RNA from Sciurus carolinensis (gray squirrel), 1615 nucleotides. RefSeq names its product transmembrane protein 51 (gene Tmem51). Lineage: Eukaryota; Metazoa; Chordata; Mammalia; Rodentia; Sciuridae. The record is from RefSeq and is a predicted model, not a curated record. The transcript has 2 exons. The coding region runs from base 193 to 948 and encodes 251 amino acids.
CGCUCCCUGCAGCUUCACACAGGACGCUGGGGUCGCCAGGAGCCUCCCUGAGAGUUCGGCCCACGAUUUCCUGGAGCGGCGCUAGAGUCUUCCUCAGCACCCUCCGGAGGGUCCUGCUGCUGCUGCUGCUGCUGCUGAUUUAUUUAUUGUCCUUGUUUGAACUGAGCCUCGCCCGGCUGCCCCACGGACACAAUGGCACAGUCCAAGGCCAACGGCUCCCACUACGCACUGACCGCCAUCGGCCUGGGGAUGCUGGUCCUCGGGGUCAUCAUGGCCAUGUGGAACCUGGUGCCCGGGUUCAGCGCUGCUGAGAAGCCGGCGGCUCAGGGGAACAAGACGGAGGGGGGCGGCGGCAUCCUCAAGAGCAAGACCUUCUCCGUGGCCUACGUGCUGGUCGGGGCUGGGGUGCUGCUGCUGCUGCUGUCCAUCUGCCUGAGCAUCCGGGACAAGAGGCGGCAGCGGCAGAACGAGGAGCUGGCCCGCAUCCAGCAGCCCACGGGGGCCGUGCCUCACGCCCAGGAGGAGGAGAGCCAGGAGGAGGAGGACGAGGAGGAGGUGGCCUCCUCCAGGUACUACGUCCCCAGCUACGAGGAAGUGAUGCGGGCACACUACGCGGAAGGGCAGGACCUGGAUCGGGGCCCCAGGAUGAGCGUCUCUCUCCCCUCCUACGAGUCCCUGACGGGGCUGGACGAGGCGGCCCCCGCCAGCACCAGGGCGGACGCGGAGGCCGGCGCCGGGCACCCCCCGGACAGACAGAACUCCAGGCUGGCCAAGCGCCUCAAGCCGCUGAAGGUUCGAAGGAUUAAGUCUGAAAAGCUUCACCUCAAGGACUUUAGGAUCAACCUCCCCGACAAAAAUGUCCCUCCUCCCUCCAUCGAGCCUUUGACUCCCCCGCCACAGUACGAUGAGGUCCAGGAGAAGGCCCCCGACGCCCGGCCCCCCGACUGAACGGUCCCCCGGGUGCGUCCCUGCUGCCCCCCCUCUGCGCCAGCGGAGUCACUUCACCAGGCUGAGAAGCAGAGGGGCUGUCGGUGCACUUGGUCAUUUGGAUGGGGAUCCCCUAUUCCGGGAGUGGUGACCGAUGCUCCUCAGAGUCCCGCGUGGCAGGUGCAUCUGGAAGAGAUGCCGCCCCGUCCUGGUGGCCCUCUGGACCACACCACGAGCCUCGGCUCAGGCACCUUCCCCAACUCUGGGUUGUGGGCGACACACGCCUCUUUUGAGUCAGAAAGGGAUGCCUAGCGAUGGGUUCUGACUGAUCGCUUUGCUUCCGCUAGGACUGUUUUGUUUCAAAAGGAAGACAAGUUUUCCAUCUGCUUUCUUCGCUGGAGUCCUGAACUGGGGGUACAACAUCUGGCCCCGCUUCACCAGAAGGACCCGGGGCUGCUUUGUGACAGGGGCGACCCAGGCGGUGGCUCUCUCAGGGUCCCCGAUGCUGUUGGUUUUUUGAUGGCCGCAGGCCUGAGGAACUUCAGCACAUGCUGCGUAAGAUCCUAGCCUUGACUGGCACAGUUAGCUAGUCUCCUCUGUGUGGUGGCCAGAGGAGCCCGGUCGAGUUCCAUGCCUUCUGAAUCGCGGCACGCUGAGCUUUUUAUAAUAAAAUAUUUUAUAUGUAGUA